AUGUCAAGCCUGCUGGACCUCAAGAGCACCGUGCUCCGGCAGGUGCAGGUGUGCCCAUCCUUCCGACGCAGGAGCGAGGAAGAGGCAGGAAGCUCAGGCGCUGCUGCCCCAGCGCCCUCCCAGGAGGCCUGGAAGCCGGGGGAUGGUGUGGAGUUCUUUGCGCAGAUGCGCUUGCUGUUGAAGAAGGGCGAGAGCCGUCAGUGCCUGCCACGCCCCGAGGUCCUCCUGCGCAGCGGCUCACCAGCUCCUGCUGAGCCUGUGGACCCCAACCGCGGCCUGAGGCCCCUGAGUCUGGAAGAGGCAGAGAUGCUCUACGAGGAAGCCUUGUACACAGUUCUGCACCGCGCAGGGACCAUGGGCCCUGACCAGGUGGAUGACCAGGAUGCCCUGCUGGCCUACCUGGGCCAGGUUUUCAGCAGCAGCCCUGAGGAGCAUGCGGAGGCCUUGGAGCAUGUGAGAAAGGCCAAGGCCCCUGCCUAUGCUCUCAAAGUCUCUGUCAUGAGGGCCAAGAACCUGCUGGCCAAGGACCCUAAUGGUUUCAGUGAUCCCUACUGCAUGCUGGGUAUCCUGCCAGCCUCAGGAGCCCCCCAGGAGCCCCCCGGGAAGGACCAGCGCUUCAGCUUCCGUAAGGGCAGCAGGCGUGGUGGUGGCACCAGGGACCCACUGCCCGCCAAGUGCAUCCAGGUCACCGAGGUCAAGAGCAGCACACUGAACCCUGUGUGGAAUGAGCACUUCUUCUUUGAGAUCGAGGACGUCAGCAUGGACCAGCUGCACCUGGACAUUUGGGACCACGAUGAUGAUGUGUCUUUGAUGGAGGCUUGCAGAAAACUGAACGAGGUCAUGGGCCUGAAGGGCAUGGGCAGGUAUUUUAAGCAGAUUGUCAAAUCAGCCCGGGCAAACGGGACAGCAGGGCCCACCGAGGACCACACUGAUGACUUCCUGGGGAGCCUCAACAUACCCAUCCGUGAGGUGCCCGUGGCUGGUGAGGACCGCUGGUUCAAGCUGGAGCCUCGGUCCAGUGCCUCCAGAGUGCAAGGUGAAUGCCACCUGGUCCUCAAGCUGAUCACCACGCAGAGAGACACGAGUAUGAGCCAGCGAGGUCGCUCCGGCUUCCUGUCCUACCUGCUGCUGCUUGACAGCCUGCUGCAGUUCGAGCACCGUGCUGAGAAGCCUGACUCCAGCAGCUGGUGCGGUGAGCUCAGCGGGCCGGCAUCCACCAUCCUCUCUCUGCAUAGCGCCCAGAGCAACCUGUCACCCCUGCAGCUGGCUGUACUGCACUGGCAGGUCAGCAGCCGGCACCAUCAGACCUGUUCCUUGGACUACAGCUACCUGCUGGGGCUUUUGGACGACAUGCAGACCCAUUGGGAGCAGUCCACUUCACUGCCCCAAGAGCAGGAGGAGGGCCUAGCUGACAGCUUCUCAGCCUUCUCCGAGUUCGGGCUGCAGCUGCUGGGCCAGCUUAGAGACUACUUCCCCCCCACAAACAGCACAGCCAUCUACCGCCUGGAAAUGCUGCUCAAGUGCCUGAGCAAGUUGCAGCUCUUCCAGCCUUCCUUUCAGACCUGCCCCUUUGACAACGAGCUGAACAUGGAUAUCAUUAAGACCCUAAAGAAGGGCAACCAGGAGUGGUUCGAGAAGCUUCUGAUAACUAAAAGCCCCCGGGAACAGCCUGCACCGCAGCGCCUCCUGGGACUCAUUGAUCUAGCCGAUGCUGUCUAUGUGGAUCUGCAGGCGGACUACGGCAUCUAUGCCAGCCUCUUCCACAGUAUCCUGAAGGUUGAUUUCUUCACCCUAACCUUCCAGCAGCUGGAACGUCUGGUGGCCGACGAGGCAUGCACACUGGCAGAGGAGCUGAAGCCCAAGCUGACCCCGGAGGUGGCCUCGGGGCUAUUUGAGCUCUACCUGACGCUGGCAGACACCCAGCGUUUCUGGAGCAGAGUCCCUGGCCAGGACAGCCGGUCACUGGCCCUGGCUGACAUCCAUGGGCCCUUCCUGCCCGCCAUCAAGCUGUGGCUGCAGGUUCUGCGGGACCAGACCAGGUGGCGGCUGCAAAGCGCUGUGGACAUGGACAUGCUGGAGCCCGCGGACGCUGACUCCAAACACAGCGGUUCUGCCACGGCUGCUGGACUAAGCUUCCAUCAAGUCCAAGAGCUAUGGGUGCGCCUGGCCUGGCCAGACCCCAUCCAGGCUCAGGGACUAGGCACUCAGCUAGGCCAGGACAUGUGCGAGGCCGCCCUGUUCUACACGGAGCUACUGCGGAAGAAGGUGGACGCGCAGCCUGGUGCCGCGGUUGAGGCGGUGAGUGACCAGCUCUGUGCGGUCCUUAACGAUGUGGAGCUGGUGCGCAAGGCUGCCGGGCAGGCGCUGAGAGGUCUGGUGUUGUUGGAAGGCGCUGGUGGGCCCGAAGGGGGACUCCCGCGGCCCUUGCUCAGCUGCACUCAGGUGCUAGACGAGGAUCUGCAGCGCGAGGCCCGCACGGUGACGGCUCACCUGACCUCCAAGAUGGUAGGGGACAUCCGGAAAUACGUGCAGCACGUCAGCCUGUCGCCGGACUCCAUUCAGAACGACGAGGCCGUGGCCCCACUCAUGAGGUACUUGGAUGACAAGCUGGCCCAGUUGAACGCCUCGCUGGUGAAGGAGAACCUGGACAGGGUGCUGGAGGCUCUCUGGGAGCUGUUGCUGCAAGCAAUUCUGCAGGCACUGGGGGCAAACCGAGAUGUCUCCGCAGACUUCUACAGCCGUUUCCAUUUCGCCCUAGAGGCCCUGGUGAACUUCUUCCACGCCGAAGGCCAGGGCCUGCCCCUAGAGAGCUUGCGGGAUGGCAGCUACAAGAGGCUGGAGGAAGAGCUGCGUUUGCACAGGUGCUCCACUCGUGAGUGUAUAGAGCAGUUCUACCUGGACAAACUCAAGCAGAGGCCCAUGGAGCAAAACAAGUUCGGGCGCCUUAGCAUCCGCUGCUACUACGAGGCAGCCGAACAGCGGCUGGCGGUGGAGGUUUUGCAUGCAGCCGACUUGCUUCCACUGGACGCCAACGGCCUGAGCGACCCUUUCGUGAUUGUGGAGCUGGGCCCACCCCACCUCUUUCCGCUGGUCCGUAGUCAGAGGACCCCCGUCAAAACUCGGACCUUGCACCCGGUGUAUGACGAACUCUUUUACUUCUCUGUGCCUGCUGAGGCGUGCCGCCGCCGCGCUGCCUGCCUGCUGUUUACCGUCAUGGACCACGACUGGUUGUCCACUAAUGACUUUGCGGGCGAGGCGGCCCUCAGCCUGGGUAGCAUCAGCGGCGUGGCCCGGUCCCAAGCAGGAGGGGGCAUGCGCACCAUACAGCCCAUCACCCUGCACCUGCGCAGGCCCAAGGCUCAUGUGCGGUCAGCGUUGAGAAUGCUGGAGGGCCGUGCCAACAAGGAGGCACAGGACUUUGUCAAGCGGCUCCGGGAGCUGGACAAGUGCAUGGAGGCAGAUGCCUAA
Molecule: messenger RNA, 3468 nt
Organism: Chrysochloris asiatica (Cape golden mole)
Lineage: Eukaryota; Metazoa; Chordata; Mammalia; Afrosoricida; Chrysochloridae
Gene: BAIAP3
Product: BAI1-associated protein 3
Exons: 33
Coding region: 1-3468 (1155 amino acids)
Source: RefSeq, a predicted model, not a curated record